Dermacentor silvarum is the source of this 1536-nucleotide messenger RNA. RefSeq lists its product as uncharacterized. Bases 1 to 1338 code for a protein of 445 amino acids. Lineage: Eukaryota; Metazoa; Arthropoda; Arachnida; Ixodida; Ixodidae. Gene Ontology annotation, molecular function: metal ion binding. The record is from RefSeq and is a predicted model, not a curated record. The transcript has 7 exons.
AUGGGGAAGUGGGCCAAGUAUGCGAGGAAGUAUAAAAAUGAAUGGGAGCAAGACCCCGAGCUCAAAGUCGAGUUUACAAGCCUUAUAGCAUCACUGUUUCUAAAUUGGCCUAGCUGUAUUCUGCAUCAUUUUUAUAGUUUUACAGUCGCCUGUUGUAGCUGCAGGCUGAAGUCACCUUUCACCUGUUUUCUAUUGCAGAUAGACCGUGAGAAGUAUUUCCGAGGAGUGCAGUGGGUGCAUGACUUGCUGACUGGCAUAGAGUUUGAGCCAGACCGGAUCCAAGUUGUGGCUAACAAGAUGGUGAAGGAUGUGGUCAAGAAGAAGCGUUCAGGAAUAAAGAUCACUGGAACACUCAUACGGAUACUCUCCUUUCGGCCAGAAAGUAAUCAUACUGCUGGCAGUAUGCUGCGACAGCAGACCUUCCUGUACGACUUGCUGCGGCAGCUGAAGGUGGAUCCAACCAAGGUGAUAAAAAAGCUGAUGGAGGUUAAGGAGUUCCUGACACGACCUGAGAAUGUGACUGUGCACCUGGCUGCAAAUAUUGAAAAGUUGUCACUGCAUGGUGAUCUAAAAACACCUUGGACAACCUGCAUCAUCCGACAGCCAAGGCCUCCAUCCCCUAUGAAAAGUUCUGCGCAGGUGCCGUGCCAUGCACUGCUGUUUCGUGGCACUGAGCAGGGUCUUCCACGGGAUGUGAUCACAUCUGUGGGCUCAGUCGAGUCGGCCUUCCUGACCCAGUGCUCACCUAGCCUCAACUCUUAUACAAGCCCUGACCUGCCUCCAUUGCUGGUGCUAAUCCAGUAUCUCGUACAGCUUGAGGGUCCCAUGUGGCGGCAAAUCCGUGGCCAGGGCCUGUCGUAUAACUAUGACCUGCAGUUAAGACCCUGUGAUGGCCUGCUCUACUUCGUGCUGACCAAGUCGACACUGGUGGCAGCUGCAUACCGUGAGGCAAUGCAGAUAGUACAGCGGCAUGCUACAGGCGAGGAGGAGUGGGAUGAAGAGCUGCUGGAAGCGAGCCGUAGUAGCCUGAUGUUUGAGAUAAUUGAGAAAGAGAAGUAUGUCAACGAGGUUGCCCUCCAGUCCAUGCUGUCCUACCUUCGUGGCAUCGACAUGAGCUACACCAGGACCCUACUGGAGAAGGUGGCACAAGUGAAGCUACAAGACAUGGUGCGUGUGGGAAAGCAGUAUCUGUCUUCGCUCUUUGACCCUGCUGUGUCCAAGCUGGCCAUUUGCUGCCACCCAUCCAAGGUUGAUGAUACUGUUGCUGCUUUCAAAGAGUUCCGGAGAAACCUCACAGUUGUUACAUCUCUGGAAGAUAGCAUUUUUGCAAAGUAUUAAAAAUAUGGUCAAUCAUCAAAACGUCGAACCAAAAACUGACACAGCCCAAGCCCAAAGCUGAGGAUUUAAGCAAGUCACACUUUGUGCGCAGCUUUCUUAUUUCUAAACUGUUCUCUAAGUUAAGGACUGUGCUUGUUUGUUGAGGUGCACCACACUUGUCAUCGGCACUGAUUUUUUAAAUAAAGCCUAUUCAAUUGU